Drosophila suzukii is the source of this 1083-nucleotide messenger RNA. RefSeq names its product 27 kDa hemolymph protein. The record is from RefSeq and is a predicted model, not a curated record. NCBI's taxonomy places the organism in Eukaryota, Metazoa, Arthropoda, Insecta, Diptera, Drosophilidae.
CACUUUCCAGCCAGUCGAUGCGAGAAUGUCGAACUGGUCGCUUUGUCCGCUGUUGCUGCUCCUGGCGGUCCACCUCGUCUGUGGGUCCGUGGACUUGCCUGGUUCCCUGGACCCCUCGCUCCUCGAGAACGUGGAUGUGGACCAGCUGCGGUCCAACUACCUGCCGCCGGGCCUGCAGAACACCACCGUCACCCUGGACGACUUCAAGAAGUUGCUGCAGUCGAAGUGCCAGAAGGCCAACGACCACCUGCCCAAGGGAUCGGUGAAUGCCUCUGCCCUGAGCCAGUCCGUCCAGGAUGCGGCCAUGACUCUCGGGGAGUGCCUCUCCGGCCUGGCCAACAUGACCGAGAUCCAGGCCGAGAUCGCGGAGGCCAGUCCCAAGGGCGACCUGGACGUGGUCUUCGAGAAGUACUGCCUGCGCAUGCCGCAGGCCAAGACCUGUCUGCAGAACUUCAACGAGGCCCUCCUGCCCUGCCUGACGCCGGACGAGAAGGCCCACAACGCGGUGAUGCAGCGGAUCGGGGACAAGCUGCUGGAGUUCAUCUGCUACAAGAACGGCGACCAGAUCGCCCUCUUCAUCGCGGAGCAGGGGCCCGAGUGCCUGCAGGGCAGUCGCGACGGCAUCGCCAAGUGCCUGAACUCCUCCUUCGCGGGCUACCUGCCCAAGGACCUGAGUCCCGAGUGGAACCUGCCCCAGCUGGUGCUGGGCCCCAAGGAGUGCGUCGACCUCUACGCCUUCGAAACCUGCACGGUGGAGCUGCUGGAGAAGUGCGCGACGAUCACGCCGAGCAACAUCGUGGAGUCCAUGUUCCGCUACGUGCGGCGGGAGUCCUCCUGCCAGCCCCACAUCGACCGGGCCAAGCGGCAGCAAAGGCAGGCCCUGCCCCUGACCGGCGGAUCCUCCGCCUCCCUGCAUCUCACCUGGACGUCCGCGAGCCUGCUAAUGGCCACUCUGCUCGCCCGGCUGGCCUAGUCCCUCGCUACCAUUUUUUUGAUAUUUUAUAAUUAUGUUUAAUAAACUUUGCAAAGUCGGGAGCGGAGUCUCUGCCACGGACGGACUGCCGCCCGGCGUAAGCCGCUUAA